AUGGCAUCCGUUAGAAGAAGAAAGAUGGCGAAGUCCUCUGUCAAGAAGGCUACAAGAAAGCUCAAGAAUAGUGCCAGAAAGGUUAACAUAACAGGCAAUCCCAUCAUCGCGAAGAACUGGGACCACUCUUUGACACUUUCUCAAAACUAUAAAAAGCUUGGCCUAAGAUCCAAAUUGCAAGCACCUGCUGGUGGUAAGGAAGCAAGUCUGGAAAAGGUCAUCCCCAAGGAACCAUUAGUAAAGAAGCCUUUCUCGGGUGACAGUGACGAAGAAUGGGACUCCGACAGCGAUAGCUCGGAAGGAAGCGUCCCUGAGGAUGUCGUAAAUGAGGAAAACAUACCACUUGGCGAGGCACGCAUUUUACGGGACAAUGAAGGAAACGUCUUGAAAGUUGUUUACGGAAAAAAAGCCAACGGAAGUGGUGACGAAUCCUCAGUCGCUAUAACCCCUCAAGAGACUGAAACAGUUAGGGAGUUGAAAGCGUUUGCAGCAAGACCGGUCGUGACAAAAGUGAGGACGCCGAGCGAAAGGGAGGAGGCGUGGUUGAAGUCUCUUUAUGAGAAGCAUGGGGAUGACUAUCGGAAGAUGUUUUUUGAUCGAAAGUUGAACAUUAUGCAGCAGACCGAGUCCGACAUAAGGAAGAGGGUAAUUAACUGGAAGCUUAGAAACAAGAUUUCUGACUAG
Messenger RNA from Lachancea thermotolerans CBS 6340, 684 nucleotides. It is a transcript of the gene NOP16, whose product is annotated as Nop16p. The transcript has a single exon. Gene Ontology annotation, cellular component: nucleolus. Bases 1 to 684 code for a protein of 227 amino acids. Lineage: Eukaryota; Fungi; Ascomycota; Saccharomycetes; Saccharomycetales; Saccharomycetaceae. The record is from RefSeq and is a predicted model, not a curated record. Gene Ontology annotation, biological process: ribosomal large subunit biogenesis.